Molecule: messenger RNA, 2214 nt
Organism: Empidonax traillii (willow flycatcher)
Lineage: Eukaryota; Metazoa; Chordata; Aves; Passeriformes; Tyrannidae
Gene: GPRIN1
Product: G protein regulated inducer of neurite outgrowth 1
Exons: 3
Coding region: 232-1614 (460 amino acids)
Biological process (GO): neuron projection development
Cellular component (GO): plasma membrane
Source: RefSeq, a predicted model, not a curated record
CGCUGCGGUGGCACGUUGUCCCGGUCCCUCAGGCUAGUUGAGGUGCAGCCCCCUCCCCGGUGAUGCCCAGGAGGGAAGCGGCCGUCUCCAUCACCAGGGGUGUCUGGACCGUGUCCCCCUCUCUGACAGCCACAGCAGCGCCUGGAUCCUGCUCCUGGUCCAGCUGUGCUGGGAGAAGGCUGACUUUUACGACCCACGGCAGGACUAGCAUGGGAGAAGCCUUCCCUGGGCAUGGGCAGCGCUAAGGAGCCCGAGGGGCUGCAGGUGCUGAGUUGCCAGGCUGGGGCUGAGGACACCUGUGACCCCAGUGCCACCUCCCCCGGCUGCUCAACGACGGGUGAGUGCCUGCCUGGCUCUGGUUGUGCUGUGGGAGCCCGUACCAUGAGGACCUGCUGUGUGACUGAGUCAGAGGCUCAGGGCACCACGUCGGGCUCAGCAGCAGAGAAGAAGGUGCCAUCGCCAACGGGACCAGCUCCCGGCACGCCCCUCCGGGACACCGGCACAGAGCAGAGCGUGGCAGUAGCAACGAGUUGUGGGGGACCAAGUGACACUGCCCCUGCCUGUGGUCCCACAGGGAUGGGGGUCCCCAAUGCCCAGAAGGAGAAUGCAGCCCCCACUUCCCCCCUGCCCGAUCCCUGCCUCAAGGUGACCAACAAGGACAUUGGAAGUGCUCCGGCUCCUGCCAAACAUGUCGCGUUUGUGGAGCCCACUGCAGGCACCGGGACAGCUGAGCUGCCAAGCCAGGAGCAGCCUCAGGGUGGCACAGGGACAUCCCUGGGUGCUGUACCGCAGCUGAACAGCAGUGAGGCUCCCAAGCAUCCCCAGGGAGGCACAGCAGCCCCCCCCAGCACCAGCACUGUGGGGAGCGGGGGCCAAAGUGGGACAGAAACGAGCUCCACCACCCUGGGCCAGGGCAAAGCCGAACAGAGCUCAGCCCAGGGUGCGGAUGCUGGGAGCAACCAGAAGCCCCAAACAGCCAAGCAGCUCUGUGAGUCCUACUCCUUUGAGGUGACCCCACCACAGGAUGCUGGGACACAGGACAUGGGGACGCAAGUGGACAGCCGUGCGUCCCUGGUGUCAGUGGCCUUGAGCCCCAUGAGCCCCCCGGGCGGGGCUGCUGCCUUCACCUUCCCCAAGAGAGAGAUGGGCUCUGCAGCCCCACGCCUGGAGCCCUCCAAGAAGGAUGCAGAGAUGCAGGUGUCCAUGCCCGUGGAGACGCGCUCAGUGGCCACUGGGCCAAUGACACCAGUGGCCAAGUCUCCACAGACCUCGUAUCCUGAGGUGCAGGUGAAGGGAACGGUGGUGGAGGUGGUGGAGGAGGCUCCGGAACCCAUCCGGGAGGUGAGCUGGGAUGAGAAGGGGAUGACGUGGGAGGUGUACGGGGCCUCCAUGGAGGUGGAGGUGCUGGGCAUGGCCAUCCAGAAGCACCUGGAGAAGCAGAUCGAGGAGCACGGUCGGCAGGUGGUGGUGACCCCACAGAGCACCCGCACCGGCUCCGUCAAGGGAGGCCCCCGCAAAGGUGAGGCCAAGAGGCAGCCCAGUGUCUUUCGGGCUCUGCUGCAAAAUGUCCGGCGGCCCCGGUGCUGCUCCCGCACCGGCCCCGCCAUGGAGUGAGUCGCUGCCCGUGCUGGCAGGGUGGGGGUGCCAGGGGGUUCUCUGGGCAAGUGAAGAUGGGUCCCUGCCCCGCUGUCCUGAGACACCUGGUGCCAGUGUGUGCGGCUCCUGGGGCUGAGACAGGGGGUGGUGGAGCACUGCAUGCUGGAGCAAGGUAUCUCCUUUGCUGGGGUCCCUCCUGCCAGCCUGGGGUCCCUCCAUGAGUGCAGCCUCAUGGAGGUGCCCCAGAACGUGAGGCUGGUGCCCUGUCUCUGUGUUUGGUGGCUUUUUUCAGCACAAGGAAGCACGUGGCUCCUUCCAGAUGGAGGCAGCUGCUCCCGUGCAUCUCCUGCCUGUGGCACACGUCUGGAGAUGACUCAGGGUGGGUGCUGCUGACUCCCAUGAGCUCUGGCACCCCAGGCAGCAGCAUCACUUCCCGUGCUGGAGAGACGCUGGUGCAUCACCCUGCCAUCGAUUUGCCUGCCCAGGGCCAUUCCUGGCCACACUCUGACCAGCCCAUGGCCAUGCAUGUGCAAGUCCCCACAGCUGCCCAGGGCAGGCACCAGCCCCAAAACAGCCCUGUCCUCUCUGCCCCACUGCUGUGUCAUGGGUGCCCUGGAG